This is a messenger RNA of Pestalotiopsis fici W106-1, 1689 nucleotides long. RefSeq lists its product as uncharacterized. Gene Ontology annotation, molecular function: transmembrane transporter activity. NCBI's taxonomy places the organism in Eukaryota, Fungi, Ascomycota, Sordariomycetes, Amphisphaeriales, Sporocadaceae. The transcript is spliced from 2 exons. The record is from RefSeq and is a predicted model, not a curated record. The coding region runs from base 1 to 1689 and encodes 562 amino acids. Gene Ontology annotation, biological process: transmembrane transport.
AUGGCGACCCAACAUUCGAGUGGUUCUGAUUCCACUCUGAAUCAGAAUGAUGUGCAUGCCGCAACGGGACUACAAGACAUGUCGAAACAGAAAACCCGGGAUCCGGAACUGGAUGUCAACCUCCCUUACCGAACCUUGAGCGAGCGGGCCAACAUGGCCGAGUACACAACCGAACAGCCAGAUGGACAAAUACCCAUCACCGCACCCGACAGCAAGAAGGAGUACAAAUUGGUUGCAUUUGUCGAAAACGACCCCGAGAAUCCAAAGAACUGGUCCAAGGCAUACAAGUGGUGGUGUACCAUGGUUGUCGCCAUGACCUGUUUCGUUGUAGCUCUUGCUUCGGCGGUCAUUACCGCAGACCUCGAUGCCCCGGCCAAGGAGCUUGGUGUUAGCAAGGAAGUGUCCCUUCUGGCCAUCACCGUCUUUGUUGUUGGUUUUGGUGUCGGUCCCAUGGUGUUUGCGCCACUGUCAGAGGUCUAUGGUCGCCGUGUUAUCUAUGGCUCGACACUGCUGCUGGCCGUCAUUUUCAUCAUUCCUUGUGCUGUGGCGCCCAACAUUGCGACUCUACUCGUUUGCCGCGCUAUUGACGGUAUUGCCUUUUCGGCGCCCAUGACCUUGGUCGGAGGUACACUUGCAGAUCUUUGGAAGAAUGAGGAGCGAGGUGUUCCCAUGGCUGCCUUUUCUGCUGCCCCUUUUAUUGGCCCAGCCAUUGGUCCCCUCAUUGGAGGCUGGCUCUCCAUGGCUGCCGGCUGGAGAUGGUUAUAUUGGAUUCAGCUCAUCCUUGCUGCGAUCGUGUGGAUUCUCAUCACCUUUACCGUGCCCGAAACAUAUGCACCCACCAUCCUGAAGCGACGUGCUGAGAAGAAGAGAAAGGAAACUGGAGACAUGGAAUUCGUCACGGAACAGGAGCUGGACAAGCGACCAAUGAGUGCACGCAUGAAGAUUUUCCUUCUGCGACCUUUCCAGCUCCUCUUCCAGGAGCUCAUUGUCUUCUUGAUCAGUUUGUACAUGUCCGUGCUCUACGGUCUACUGUACAUGUUCUUUGUGGCGUACCCAAUCAUUUUCCAAGAGGGUAAGGGCUACUCUGCUGGUAUUACUGGUCUCAUGUUCAUUCCAAUUGCUGUUGGUGUAGUCAUGUCGGCCAUGUGCUCGCCCUUUGUCAACAAGCACUAUCUUACCCUUGUCAAGAAGCACAACGGAAACCCGCCAGCCGAGGUACGACUGAUCCCCAUGAUGUUCUCAUGCUGGUUCAUCCCCAUUGGUCUCUUCAUCUUUGCCUGGUCGUCAUACAAGGAGCUCUCGUGGGUGGGUCCUUGCUUGGGCGGCUUCCCCGUCGGCUUUGGCUUCAUUUUCCUCUAUAAUGCCGCCAACAACUAUCUGGUCGACUCGUACCAGCACCUGGCGGCCUCGGCCCUUGCGGCCAAGACUUUUAUCCGCAGCUUCUGGGGCGCCGGCGUGGUGCUCUUUACCAUUCAAAUGUACGAUCGUCUCGGCGACCAGUGGGCCAGCAGUCUUCUGGGCUUCAUUGGCCUCGCCUGCUGUGCCAUCCCCUUUUGCUUCUGGAAAUGGGGUGCUCAGAUUCGGCGGAGGUCCAAGUACGCCUAUGCUGGCGAAGAUGAGGAGGAGGACGGCAAAGGCAUCGCCAGCCGUGGUGAUGUUGAGAAGGGACAAGGGGACGCUGGCCAUUGA